UGGGACAGGGAUCGCGCCGAACGGGCCCUCGAGCACAUGCUCAAGGAGGGGCUCGCCUGGAUCGACACGCAGGAGGAGGGCCGGUCCUUCUGGUUCCCCAGCCUCUUCCCUGGAUGUGCCCAGGCCGCUUAAAUUCUCAGGGUGAUGGAGGAGAGGUGGGCGCCGAUCCUGGCGGACUGCUACCUUUCGGACGAAGUGCCAGUGACGAAAUCGUUCGUGUGCGACAUCCUGGACGCCAAAUCGACCGGCAAGGUGAUCCAAAUCCUCAACUCCAAGUACCCUGAGCCGCGGCUGAGCCACCUGAAGCGGGUGAACAGCGACAAGAAGAAGAACCUGCUGCAGGUUCUCCUGACGGAGGAGAAAGAAACCUUGGAAAAAAUAUUGCAGUGUUUUUCCGAAAAGGAAAUUCGGGUUUCCGAGCCGUUCGUUGUGACCGUUCCUGCGGAGGGGGCGAAGACCAAAAGACAGAAUCAGUUCGCGACCUGUUUAUGGCCGGUGGCCGUUUUUACGGCGGACAAGUACCUGGAGAGUGUGAUCGAAGGGUCGAAUUUCUCCGAAAAGGACAAGUCGGAAAUAAAUAAUCUAAUGGUUGUUGCCCUGAAAGCGGCGGAACGGAGCAAGAAAUUGGGCGGGAAGGGCGUAGGGGCGGUUGUGGCCUUCAAGGGGAAGGUGCUAGGGGUGGGUUGCGACCUGAGGACGCGACACCCCCUGAAACACGCGUGUGCGGCCGUGCUGGACAUGGUUUCGUGGGUGAAGCAGGGCCGGCAGGGCGACCCUCCGCCCUGGGCCGCCCCCGACCUGGCCGAGUGCGACUUUGCAACCCUGAGGGCACCUGAGUCGUACCUUUGCACCAACUACGACGUGGUUGUCACCAGGGAGCCGUGCACCUUCUGCGCCAUGGCCCUGCUGCACAACAGGGUCAAAAGGGUUUUCUACGGCUGCGCGGCCACUCAGGGUGCCCUCGGCAGCAGGGUGAAACUGCACACCCUGCCAGGUAUCAAUCACCGAUACGAGGUCUUCGGAAGGGUCAUGCGAGAGGAGUGCGCUCAAAUGGUUGCUGAUUGCGAUGUCAAACAUGAUUGUUUUUCUUGAUUUACGCUAAUAAAAAAUAUUUUAACUGAA
Molecule: messenger RNA, 1122 nt
Organism: Cloeon dipterum
Lineage: Eukaryota; Metazoa; Arthropoda; Insecta; Ephemeroptera; Baetidae
Gene: lsn
Product: vacuolar-sorting protein SNF8
Exons: 2
Coding region: 145-1092 (315 amino acids)
Biological process (GO): protein transport to vacuole involved in ubiquitin-dependent protein catabolic process via the multivesicular body sorting pathway
Cellular component (GO): cytoplasm; ESCRT II complex; nucleus
Molecular function (GO): tRNA-specific adenosine-34 deaminase activity
Source: RefSeq, a predicted model, not a curated record